This is a messenger RNA of Oikopleura dioica, 420 nucleotides long. NCBI's taxonomy places the organism in Eukaryota, Metazoa, Chordata, Appendicularia, Copelata, Oikopleuridae. The record is from the annotation of a GenBank genome assembly.
AUGAAAUCAGCGAUAGUGGAACAAGAGAACAAGUUAAAGAGACUGAGAGAAGAGCAACUCCUGCUGAAGAAGCUUGAAGCCGGGGAAGACAUUUCUUCCAUCAUCAAAUUCAAAGAAAAAAUCAUUAAUCGUGAAGAUGUAGUAGAGACGACAGUUUCGUUCACGGCAAACGAAGAAAAGAAAACUGAGUCCUACAAAUAUGAGCCAAUCGUAUUUAGUAACGACGGCGUUCCAGUUCCAUCAUCCGAAGAACUCUUCAAAGCCGGAUACACCGGAGCUAUUAGACAACCCUCCGACUCUCAUAUGGCUUCUGGUUACACCGCUGAACUUGGUCUUCGCCGCGCCCUAACAGAUUCUUUUUCAUCGCUAUUUUGGCGUCCAAAGUUGACUGCCUCUGAGUUCGAGCCAGUCGCUAGCUAG